UGCCCAACAGUUCAUUCAUUGCAGCGGACGCGAAAUCAGAAACGCGCCAAAACCAAUCAUCGGUGGGCUCAUAUCGGUAGUGCGGCCGUCGAUCCAAUCUGCGUCCCAACCCGGCUAGUGCGCGUGUGUGGUCGCGCCUGCCCAAGCUCGCCGUCUCCUUUUCUUGAAUGUGCUUCUCUCGACCUGCUCCUCUCUUUCGUUCCUUCCGCCACUCACUUCUGUCCAACUACGGCUUCCCCGGCACACCCUGUGUCACUACUUACUUUUAAUACUUUCGUUUGAUAAUUCUGUCCCUCUCUCCAGACAUCUAUCACCCCGUUCCCACAGUACUUAGCCCGCCCACGGAGCGCGCAGUCUUAAUCCGCCAGUCCCCUACACAGUUUGUAGAUCCAUUGCCAUGCCUUCCUUCAUGAAGACCGUCCUGCCAGUUCUGGCCGCCGCCAGCACCGCCUAUGGCGCCUGCUCUGUUUCCGGCACCACCACCAUCCAGAAUGCUGGUGACGCGACUGCUAUGGCGUCGUGCUCGACCUUCUCUGGCAGCAUCGCCAUUGCGACCGGCACCACAGACGACCUUGCCUUCGAUGGCAUCGAGAAGCUGAGCGGCGACCUCAUCGGCAAGAACGCCCAGAUGGUCAAGCGAAUCAGCGCCAACAAGCUCAAGGAGAUUGAUGGUGACAUGAACUUCGACGGACUGCAGCGUCUGUACAACAUCGACUUCCCUGUCCUGAAGACAGUCAACUCUAUCGUGUGGAACGCCCUGCCCGUUCUUAACACUAUCGGGUUCACUUCUGUCCUCACCAAGGCCGACAAGAUCGACAUCCAGAACACUGGACUUCGAUCGCUCAACAACAUCGAUGUCUCCGAGGCCAAGACCAUCUUCGUCGCGAACAACGGUUACAUCACGAGCGUCAACCUGCAGUUGGGCAACAUCUCCGACGCAAUGACCUUUGCGGACAACAAUGAGGCGCUCGCAAUCAGCCUGCCCAACCUUACCUGGGCCACCAACCUGACUUUCCGAUUCGUCGGUUCCCUCGAGGUGCCCAAGCUCGAGACCCUGAACGGCUCCCUCGGUCUGUACAACAACGGAUUUUCCAACUUCUCUGCCCCUAGCUUGACCAAGAUCGGCGAGGCUCUUGCCAUCGUUGCCAACGACGAGCUGGCCAACCUUACCCUCAGCUCCUUGACCUCCAUCAACGACAACAUCCAAAUUGCCAACAACACCAAGCUUGAUGCAAUUGACGGUCUCCCAGUGCUCGAGAGCAUUGGUGGUGCCUUCGACUUCAGCGGUAACUUCACCGAUGUUUCCACUCCCAAGCUUGACGAUGUGAAGGGUGCCUUCAACCUCCAGUCUUCCGAGAACAUCACCGAGGCCUGCGCAUUCUACAAGAAGCUCCAGUCGCAGAAGCUGAUCCGCGGAAAGUACUACUGCCAGGGCGCUCUCGUCGACCCCGGAACGGCUGGCAGCACCUCCUCCAGCAAGAACAACGGCAAGACCGGCGCUGCCUCUACCCUGAGCGCGGUUAACGGUGCCCUUGGCCUCGCUGCCAUGGCUGCUGUUAUCCUUUUCUAAACGGUUCAUGACUCUGGCGUUUCCAUCAUAAUUGCAUAGACUAUUCCCGCAAUUUGGUUUCCUGUGAUAGCAUAUAGCGUUCGUCAUGCGAGCGUUUAGGCUUGAGUUGAGCAUUCGAAGACUGGGGUGGCUUUGGAGAUAGGUUAAUGGAUCAGUAUGCAUCACUUGCGUGUGUUUUGACUACGAUGGUCGAAUUGCAGCAGAGUCUUAAUCAGUACAAUACGGGCUGCUCUUCUCCGACACGGCCGUGCGGAAUGGCACGACGUGGUAGGGGAAAAGUCUGUGCCCUCGCUCCUCUUGCUUUGGGUGGAUAGGUGAGAUUUCUGUUAGUUAUCUGUCAUACAUGGGAUAAAUCAAAAUGCAUUGCUUGCUCCUCUUCUACUUCUGUCUCGUUGGCCAUCAGUUGCGUGAUGCUUGGAUGUUCACAUGUUUUGUCAGUGAUCUGAAGAUUCUUAAUCAUUGCUU
Molecule: messenger RNA, 2035 nt
Organism: Dothidotthia symphoricarpi CBS 119687
Lineage: Eukaryota; Fungi; Ascomycota; Dothideomycetes; Pleosporales; Dothidotthiaceae
Exons: 3
Coding region: 398-1570 (390 amino acids)
Biological process (GO): fungal-type cell wall organization
Cellular component (GO): fungal-type cell wall; plasma membrane
Source: RefSeq, a predicted model, not a curated record